This is a messenger RNA of Penaeus chinensis, 1509 nucleotides long. RefSeq lists its product as uncharacterized. NCBI's taxonomy places the organism in Eukaryota, Metazoa, Arthropoda, Malacostraca, Decapoda, Penaeidae. The transcript has a single exon. Bases 570 to 1100 code for a protein of 176 amino acids. The record is from RefSeq and is a predicted model, not a curated record.
ACAGGUGAUGAGUACUGCCGUCGAGGUGACAUAGCACUUGACGGAGUGCAGCAGUGUGUAAAGGUGGUAGAUGACGUCCUUCUAUGGAAUGAGGACUAUGCAUCCCACCUAAAGCGAGUACAGGAAGUUCUCAUGAGAUGCCGUGCACAUGGCAUUACCGUGAAUGCAGACAAGUUUGUGCUUGCAGCCCCAGAAGUGUCAUUCUGUGGAUAUACCCUGUCAGGGAAUGGAAUUGCAGCUGAGGAAGAGAAAGUCCGUGCCAUAGCUGAAUUCCCAAAACCAGCUAACCUGACUGACCUCAGAUCAUUUAUGGGCUUGGUGAACCAACUGGCUGAGUUCACCCCUGCAAUUGCCGAGUCUGCUGAUGUUUUACAGCCCCUCAUGAGUCCCAAGCGUGCCUUCAUAUGGACUCCUGAUCAUGAUGCAUCAUUCAGCUGUGUGAAGAAAGCUCUAUCACAACCACCUGUUCUCGCCCAUUUUGACCCAGCACUCAAGACCAUACUUCAGACAGAUGCUUCCCGCCUGUAUGAUGUAGGCUAUGCACUGUUGCAAGAACAUAAGCCUGGAGAAUGGCGAUUAGUGCAAUGUGGUUCCCGAUUUCUUGCAGACGUGGAGACGAGAUAGUGGCUGUCGUAUGGGCUAUGAUGAAGUGCAAAUAUUACCUGCUUGGUUUGCCCCACUUCACUUUGAUGACAGACCAUAGACCUCUGGUACCCAUACUUAACUCGUACACGCUAGAUACUAUUGAUAACCCCCUACUACAACGCCUGAAAGAGAAGAUAGCAAGUUAUGUCUUCACAGCUACGUGGCGUAAAGGAAAGGAACUAGUAAUCCCAGAUGCUCUUUCCCGUGCUCCAGUGGAUUCACCGUCCCCUGAAGAUAUCGCUCUUGGUGAUGACACACGUCACUAUGUCAGAUGUGUAGUCACCCAGCGUAUGGCCACUCUGAGUGCAGUAUCAGGGACAAUACAGACAAGUGACUUGGUGCUUGAUAAGAUGCGAGCAGCAGCAAUUUGGACUCUGACCUACUCCCAUAUUGGAAGGAACAGGACAAUUUGUACCACGAUGAGGACCUCAUCCUUUUGGGACCCCGCAUUGUAGUUCCUUCUACCCUUUGCCGAGAAGUGUUGGCUCGCCUACAUGACAGUCACCGUGGCGUGGAAGCCACAAAGCGUCGUGCCCGACAGACUGUAGGGUGGCCUGGUAUCAAUUCAGAUAUCACAAAUGCAGUCAGAUCAUGUGAGCCUUGCCAAGUACUUCUUCCAAGUCAGCAACAGGAGCCCAUGAUGACAGAAGAAGCACCCACCAGAUUUUUUCAGUGCAGCGGGGAAGUCUUUCCUUGUGUAUGUUGACCGACUCUCAGGAUGAUGGCCUGUGAUAGCAUGCUGUGGCACUGACACCACAGCUGCCGCCACCAUUUGUUUCUUCAGGAGAUUCUUCCGUGACCUAGGAGUCCCUCUUCGGCUACGCACUGAUGGUGGACCUCAGUUUUCGAGAUUUUAACGACUUU